AUGCUGCGCUGCGCGUACUCCGGGGCGGCGCCCGCAGGCGCGGCUGCCGAGCAGCUGCUGGCCUGCAUGGUGCUGGCUGACAGGUAUCAGCUGCGCCACUGCGUCGAGGCGUGCGGGCGCGCCAUCCGGGCGCUCGAUGGCGUGCGCGUCAGCUGGCCCGCGGCGCUGGCGCUGCUGCGCCUGCCGCCGGGGCUGCAGGAGGCGGCCGCCUUCAGCAGUCUGGCAGAGAAAGCGUACCAGCGGGUGCGGGCCGACUUCCAAAACGUGGACGUCGCCUUCCAGCGCGCCCGCCUGCGGGCCGCGUUCCUGCAGCUGCCGCGCGGCGCGGUGGAGCACCUCCUGCGCGCGCAGGAGCUGUGCACGGUCAGCGAGAACACGGUGUUCCUGGCGGCGGCGAGCUGGCUGCGCGCGAGGGAGAGGGAGGCGGCGGUGGCAGCGGAGGAGGGCGGGGCGGGGGCGGAGGGUGGUGAUGCGCUGGAACUGCUGAGGCUGGUGCGCUACCCCCACAUGAGUGCCAACUUUUUGGCCGCAGUGGCCGGCCACGAGCAGCUGCUGCGGCGCCACCCUGACUUCCAGACGCGCCCGAUAGCCGACCGGCCGCCGCACCUCGCACGGCCGCGGGGCCCCUCCUGCCACCCCUCUGGUGUUGCCGACCCUCGCGGCGGGCGGCUGCUGCCGCGCGCGCGCGGCAGCGAGGGCGCCACCAGCGCCUUCACCUCGUACAUCGCGCGGGACGACCUGCACACCGCGAUCAGCAAGUACCGGGCGAGCAGCUGCCGCGAUGCUACCUCCUGA
Messenger RNA from Monoraphidium neglectum, 795 nucleotides. RefSeq lists its product as hypothetical. Lineage: Eukaryota; Viridiplantae; Chlorophyta; Chlorophyceae; Sphaeropleales; Selenastraceae. The coding region runs from base 1 to 795 and encodes 264 amino acids. The record is from RefSeq and is a predicted model, not a curated record. The transcript is spliced from 5 exons.